AGCCGCCCGCGUCCCCGCGCGCACCCCGGGCUCCCGAUGGCCCCCGAGGCCGGGGCGCCCCCGCGCGUCCCGCGCCCGCUGCCCUGGGCGGCGCUGCUGCUCCUGGCCGCGCUGCUCCCCGUCGCUUCCUCGGCGGGGGCCCCAGUUGACCACCCACUGAAGCCAAGGCGCGUGAAACUGCUGUCCAGUAAGCUAGGCCUGAAGGUCACGUGGGAGCCACCCAGAGAUGCCGCCAGUAGACCCGUGGAGCAUUACAACAUUGCCUAUGGGAAGUCACUGAAAAGCCUUAAGUACGUCAAGGUGAAUGCGGAGGCAUCCUCCUUCCUUACUGAGGAUGUGGAGCCGGGGGUAGUGUACUUUGUGCUGGUUACUGCAGAAAACCACAGUGGAGUGAGCCGUCCCGUUUACAGAGCUGAGAGCCUGCCUGGAGGUGAAUGGAUCAAGAUUGAUGGUUUUCCCAUUAAGGGUCCAGGAGCAUUUAAUGAGACCAUCACAGAAAAGGAAGUGCCCAACAAGCCCUUGCGUGUGCGUGUCCGGUCCUCGGACGACAGGCUGUCGGUGGCAUGGAAGGCGCCACGCCUGUCUGGAGCCAAGAGUCCACGCAGAUCACGCGGGUUUCUCCUGGGCUAUGGGGAGAGUGGCCGGAAGAUGAAUUACGUUCCCCUGACGAGAGAUGAGCGGAGCCACGAGAUUAAAAAGCUGGCCUCGGAGUCGGUGUACGUGGUCUCCCUGCAGUCCGUGAACUCCCAGGGCCAGAGCCAGCCGGUCUACAGGGCUGCCCUCACCAAACGGAAGAUCUCAGAAGAGGACGAACUGGACGUCCCCAGAGACAUCAGUGUGCGGGUUAUGUCGUCCCAGUCUGUGCUUGUGGCCUGGGUGGACCCCGCGGUGGAGAAGCAGAAGAAAGUCGUCGCGUCCAGGCAGUAUACCGUGCGCUACCGAGAAAAGGGCGAGUCAGCCAGGUGGGAUUACAAGCAAACCGCUAACAGGCGUGCGCUGAUCGAGAGCCUCAUUCCAGACACCGUGUAUGAAUUUGCAGUCCGUAUCUCACAGGGCGAGCGAGACGGCAAGUGGAGCACCUCGGUCUUCCAGAGGACCCCCGAGUCUGCUCCUACCACAGCUCCUGAAAACUUACGUGUCUGGCCAGUCAAUGGCAAACCUACAGUUGUCACCGCCUCCUGGGAUGCACUGCCUGAGACCGAGGGGAAAGUGAAAGAAUACAUUCUGUCCUACGCCCCGGCGCUCAAGCCGUUUGGAGCCAAGUCCCUGACCUACCCCAGAGGCACCACUUCCGCCCUGGUGGACGGCCUGCAGCCGGGGGAACGCUACCUGUUCAAGAUCCGGGCUGCCAACAGGAGGGGCCCCGGCCCUCCCUCCAAAGCCUUCAUUGUGGCGAUGCCGGCAGCCAGCGCAGCUGAGCGGGACGCGGCGCAGAGCACGGUGGAGAACUGGAAGCCCCAAAGCCCCGCGGCGCCCUCCCCUCCGCCCCAGACCCCAGCUCCCUCAGGGCACACGCGUGUGCCUGCCUCCCCGCGAGGCAGCAAAGCCAAGGACCUGCUCCUGGACUUGAAGAACAAAAUCCUGGCUAACGGGGGGCUGCUCAGGAAGCCCCAGCUCCGCCCCAGGAAGACUGGAGAGCCGGAUCCUCAGUCGACCGAAGUCACCCAGGAGGAGGAGCCGGACUCCCUGGAGGACCCACGCACGACGCCCCUGCAGACUCAAGAGCACAGGCAAACCCUGAGGCCACUGAGUAGACCGGGCCACCCAGCCCUGGUCCCUGGCAGGACUCCAGCUAGGGCCAGGGUGCCAGGGCCGCCCCGGCAGGAAGGUGUGCACAGGCGUGGCCAAGGCGCCCACCACACAGCCCCCCAGGGCACACCUGACCGAGCUGCAGCAGGGCCCACGGCGCCAUCGCAGCCCACAGUGCCUUCCCCGGCCUCCUCGCGUUUCUCCUCCAGGACCCAGGGGUCCAGGGGAGGGAGCGAUGGUGACAACGGGGAUGUGGGAGACAGCAGGAGGCAGGACCCAGUCACGGCCCCCACUGCGCGGGCCAGGCCUGCCUCUGGACACCUCAGUUUGCUCCGAAACAGGCCCUUUGCUGCCCAUGGCAGGUUUCCCAGCAGGCUGGGCGGUGGCCGGGGACUGCGGCUGCAGCCCUCCCGCUCCCCCCAGGCCACUGUGGCCUCCCCAGCCCACUCCAGGGCUCAUCCUCAGCCGGCUUCCCACCCUUGGCCAGGCUCCUCUGUCCACACAGAGGAGGAGGAUGAGCAACCACUCCCGGCCACUGUGGUCCAUGACCACGUGCCUUCCUCCUCCAGGCAGCCCACCUCUCGGGGCGGGGAGCCCCUGCGGAGAGGCCCCCAGAGAGGGGCCAGCCUCUACCACAAGGAGGCCAUUCCAGAGAGCCCCAAGUCAGCCGGGACAGUCAUGCAUCCUCAGGACAAGACCGCCGCGCUGACCCAUAAGACACUGGACGCUCAGCAAAGCACGGACGUGGACGAGGAACUGCGUUCCCCUCAGACACGGCCUGUGUCCAAUGGCCACCGGCUGCCCCCUGCCCGGCCCCCUGCGUCCAGCACACCGGGCCCGGCCAGCUCCCGGGCAGUACUCCACACGGCCUCCCCGCGUGGUGACCUGCAGUCCUCGAGCGGCUCCAUGGACGGCAGCACCCAGGUCGCCGGCCAGGCCUUUCCCCAUCAGGCCACACCUCACGACCGCGGGGCCCAGCGCGCACCUGCUGGCUCCUCCCCGCGGCCUGGCUGGCCCCGGAGCCCCAGCAGGACAGGGGUCCAGGCCACCCCAGGGCAGAAGGAGGCACUUUCCAAGCGGCCCCUGCUGUCCAAAUCUCAACAGUCGGUAUCUGCAGAGGAGAAGGAGGAGGAGGAGGAGGAGGACGCGGGGUACCUGAAGGGGGGAAAGGAAGCCCCUCUGCCUCCCUCUGUGUCCAAGUGGCCCUCUGCCACCAGCCCCAGGGGUGGCAAAUACACCAAGGACAGGAUGCCGCCUCCAGGCAGCACCCCGAGAACGCCACAGCCGCCGACGGGACACCCGCCUCGCAGCCCGGCGGUGAGCGCCUCCUCCCGGCCGUGGCCACCCACGCGUGCGCCACCUGACUUCUCGUCCACCACGCCCAUGCUGUCCCUGCGCCAGCGGAUGCAGCGCCGGUUCCGCACCCCUGGCUCCCGCCAGCCGCCCAGGUCUCUGCACACACAAGGUUAUAACGGCAGACCGAAUGCGGAAGGGAGAGUACUCCCUGGUAGUAAUGGGAAACCGAAUGGACAGCGAAUUAUCAAUGGCCCUCAAGGAACAAAGUGGGUGGUGGACCUUGACCGUGGGUUAGUGUUGAAUGCGGAAGGAAGGCACCUCCAGGAUUCCCACGGAAACCCUCUCCGGGUUAAACUAGGAGGAGAUGGUCGGACCAUUGUGGAUCUUAGCGGGACCCCGGUGGUGAGUCCUGAUGGCCUUCCCCUGUUUGGGCAGGGGCGACACGGCAAGCCACUGGCCAGCGCCCAGGAUAAGCCCAUUUUGAGUCUUGGAGGGAAGCCUCUGGUGGGCUUGGAGGUUGUCAAAACGACCACCCUUCCCCCCACCACAACCCGGCGGCUCACCACAACUACCACCCCUCUGCCUGUCACUACCCCGCGGCCCACAACCACCACCACCCGCCGCACGACCACCACCACCCGUCGCAUGACCACUACCACCCGCCGCACAACCACCACCACGCGCCCGACCACCACCACCCGACCCACGAGGCGGACAACCACCACCACCACCACCACCACCACUACCACCACCACUCCUGAACCUACUACCUCCCCCCCAACCUGCCCCCCCGGGACCCUGGAACAGCACGAUGAUGACGGCAACCUGAUAAUGGGCUCAAAUGGGAUCCCGGAAUGCUACCCCGAGGAAGAUGACUUCUCGGGCCUGGAGACCGACACGGCCAUCCCCACGGAAGAGGCGUACGUGGUGUACGAUGAAGAUUAUGUAUUUGAAACCUCGAGGCCACCGGCCUCCACGAAGCCCACGACCACAGCUACCACACCUCAGGUGGUCCCCGAGGAAGGCACCAUCCGUUCCUUUCCCGAAGAGGAGUUCGACCUGGCCGGAAGGAAGCGCUUUGUUGCUCCUUACGUGACGUACCUAAGUAAAGACCCAGCAGCACCGUGCUCUCUGACAGAUGCCCUGGAUCACUUCCAAGUGGAAAGCCUGGAUGAAAUCAUCCCACAUGACCUGAAGAAGAAUGACCUGCCCCCUCAGCAUGUCCCCCGAAACAUCACUGUGGUCGCCAUGGAAGGCUGUCACUCGUUUGUCAUUGUGGACUGGGACAAAGCCUCCCCUGGAGAUGUGGUAACAGGUUACUUGGUCUACAGUGCAUCCUAUGAGGACUUCAUCAGGAACAAGUGGUCCACACAGGCAUCCUCUGUGACUCAUUUGCCCAUUGAGAACCUGAAGCCAAACACAAGGUAUUAUUUUAAAGUUCAAGCCAAAAACCCGCACGGCUACGGACCCAUCAGCCCCUCAGUCUCCUUUGUUACAGAAUCAGACAACCCCCUGCUCGUCGUGAGGCCCCCAGGUGGCGAGCCCAUCUGGAUACCAUUUGCUUUCAAACACGACCCCAGCUACACAGACUGCCAGGGGCGGCAAUACGUGAAGCGGACCUGGUAUAGGAAGUUCGUGGGAGUCGUUCUUUGUAAUUCCCUGAGGUAUAAGAUCUACCUCAGUGACAACCUGAAAGAUACGUUCUACAGCAUUGGAGACAGCUGGGGAAGAGGGGAAGACCACUGCCAAUUUGUGGAUUCACACCUUGACGGGAGAACGGGGCCCCAGUCCUAUGUGGAAGCCCUCCCUGCCAUUCAAGGCUACUACCGCCAGUACCGCCAGGAGCCCGUCAGCUUUGGCCAGAUUGGAUUUGGAACUCCCUACUACUAUGUGGGCUGGUACGAGUGUGGGGUCUCCAUCCCCGGGAAGUGGUAACCGUGGGCCGCCGUGCUGACUGACUCACCGGGGCUGUGAGCAGGACAGCCUCAGGCCGCUGCCGCCGGGUGCCGGGGAGGCCAUGUGGUGGACACUGGGCAUUUCAGCAUCUUCAGUCUGAAACACAGUCCACUCUCGACCUCGAUUGCAAGCAGGAUCCAGCCUCACUGUUCGCCUCACUUGUCACGGCGUCUGUGUGGGCAGCACACCCAGAGUCACCACGAAGCCGGCAGCUGACUCCGUGACGUGCAGACGUCUGGGGCACGGGGUGUGGACGCUCUGACACCGCCAGGGCAUCGCACACGCUGCGCUUGCCCAUGGAACGCCACACGCUCUGCCUUCCUCAUUAUGGACAUCUCCAACCCAGCCCAACCCAAGCUUCAGAUCUCGUCUGCGCAGCAGAGCCAGGUUACCAAAAACACCCACAAAGACCUGUAUCGUCCUUGAGGUGCAUUGUCUGAACCCACCCACCGCUAGAGUAAACGUAUCAAAUGCCGUGUCAGUCCUCCAAUUUGAUAUGUAUGUAUAUACGCACAUGCAUGUGCACACUCGUCUGCAAGACCAGCGAUUAAAAUGGCCAUGUUUGUGCUAUGUUCAUAA
Messenger RNA from Oryctolagus cuniculus (rabbit), 5580 nucleotides. It is a transcript of the gene FNDC1, whose product is annotated as fibronectin type III domain containing 1. Lineage: Eukaryota; Metazoa; Chordata; Mammalia; Lagomorpha; Leporidae. Gene Ontology annotation, molecular function: protein binding. The record is from RefSeq and is a predicted model, not a curated record.